UUCUGAAGACCCAGUGCCAUUCUGCUCCAGGAAGCUGCAGAAAGAGCACCCUGCACUUACAUCUCAGAGGCUCUGGUGUUGAUGAGAAACUUUUUUGCGUGCAUUUGUUAAUAGUGAAAUGGCUUUUUCAGGGAAAGAAGACUAAAAUGCUCUUCAGUAAUGACUGAUUUGUGUGAACAAAUAAAAGUAUUUUUGUAGACACUUAUCUUUGAUAAUCUGUAUUGCCUGUUAUUCCUGGGUGCAUGAACCUUUUCAAGAUGUAUGGAAUAUCACAUGUUGCAUCAACACCGAGAGCAAGUUCAACAGCGUUUGAUGGAGAGCACAGACGUAGCCUCUCAGAACAUAUUUUGCGGAGUUAUGCUUGUGCCUUUCUGGAUGAUGACACUGCCUAUGGGUGUUGUUCCACCGACCCUCUGAGAGGCUCCCUCUUCACAUGUCGCCGCAGCCCCCGACUGCUUUCUAAUGGUUAUUACGUCUUGACAGAAGACAGUUUUCUGUCUGAUGGAGAGGGCAACAUAACGCUGACACCAUCCCAGACAAGUGUUACAUACAAAGAGAACUUAGUUCGCAUAUUCAGGCGGAGGAAGAAAAUCCGCCGCUCUCUUGCCAGCUUGUUCAGUCUCAGUGCCUCCAGUUCGUGGCUCAGCAGCACUGUCCUCACCAAUAGGGAGUCCUCCCAUGGAGAUGAUCCUUGGCCUGAUGGAUGCAGUAAACUAGAGGACAGUCAGGCUGAUAUUGGCGAUUCAGACUUUUCCUCUGAAUAUGAUAGCCAUGUGCCACAAAGGCAAACUCCAGCAUCUAUUGGAGCUUCUCUCAGCAAAGAUGAGGAGUUUAUUCAGCCUGGGAAACCAUUUUGUGCUUCACUGUCCUGCGCUCAGUUCAUGAUAAAUGCAAAUGAAGAGACAUUGAGCAAGGCAGAAUCCAGCACAGUGCGAAAUGUUCUUGCUCAGAUGGCUGCACUGAUCUUGUGUUUAAUCAUUUCAAUAUGUUCAAGGUAUUUUCUGGGAGGAUUGUCUGCCACUUUGUUGCUGAUAAUUUUAGUUUUUCUUUUGUCCCAAGAUGCUGCUCUGUCAUCUUUUUUCAGUCUUGUCACAUCUUUCAAAACAGCUAAGUUUUGGAAUAAUUGAAAAGCAGGAAUAAUUGUCAAGCUUUAUUCUCUGUCUCCAGUUUCUGUUUAUCAAGCAUUUCUAAGUCUCUUAAAACAAGAGCACUGACUUCUUUCUACUGCACGUUGGCCAUCCCAGUCCUGGUUCCCUCAUUUCUUUCGUCUCUCUAAGUUGAAAAGACAAAAAUGAAAAGAAGAACUUAAGUAGAGCUGUGCCCAGGUCUGUGUUCCUCGUAGUGUGGAUAAAACAGCCUUGUUCGUCAGUUCUUGGAUAAUGCAGCUCAGCUUCUGAGAUCUAAGGGCAGCUGCACAGCUGCGGAUGCAACCUUGGAGUCAUUCCUCAGAAAGAGGGUGUUCAUCCCCAGAACAAAGCAUUUUAGAAGUGCAUGGAGGCACUUGAUCACUUUGCACAGUAUGAAAGCCUAUGAUGAAAAAUGCCUACUGCUCAUCCACAGCCAAGCAGCGGACACUAGUUAUGGCAUUUCUUACAGUCAGUGGGACUGUUUGUCCAUGGGCUACAACACCAGAGGUUUAAAGCUGACUGAUUUUGAAAGCCAGCAUCAGUAUUAACCAAAGCAGGUACUACAGGAUGGAAUGGAGAGCUUGGGACUUGUUGCCUAGCAGAAGUGAAAUACAGGUUGGUCCAGGACACUGGAGACAGCAUGCCAGCAUCUCGAAACAAGCUCUUCUGCCUUUCACAGGAACUUAAAGGCAGAGUGUUUACUUCUAUACAUUUCACUAUCAAUUCACUAACAGUUUUCAUUUUUCUUCCUCCUCAAAUUUAUUUUCCUCAUCAUCAACCUACUAGAUACCUCCUUGUGGCCACUGUUACACGUUCCCAAGGAAACAAACAAACAAACAAACAAACAAACAAAAAAUCAAGGCAAUCAGAAUUGUUUGUGUUCUUCCUUUAAAAUACAAUUCAUUUUAGCUUUAUUUUUAUUCUGGUCAAACUACAGGUGAUGCCAUACUUCUUGGUGACCAUCUGCAAGCAGUAAUGCAAAAUGAUUGCAGUACCUCUAGUCUCAUGUCAAGGAAGCCCUGCAUAAGCAUCAAGUCUUACAAGUACUUUGAUAGUAAACUGAUGGUGAAAAUGUUUAGCAGUCCUCAUUAAUUUUGCUUUUAGUAAACAGCUAAUGUCUUCAAAUACUUUAUAUCGAUUAAUUUAUUGUAACGACACGCUGUCAAAAAUAAUUGGUUUGGAUAAUGAGUGAGUACAUGUGGUAAUAUUUCAGAAGCAUUAUUCUAUCCUGUGUGCGCAUUGUCUUUUGGCAGUUAUACCUAGCACUGUAGAAAGAGAAAAGAGGAUGAAAGAAACAUCACAAAAAGUAAAAAUUAAUGAUGACAAAUUAGUGCCCAAUUAUUAGAAGGAAGGGAUUUUUCAGAAAACCAGCAAUCAGUAUGUGGAAAAACAAUAAUUAAUCUGAAUUACCUGGGUUAUGAUACAAAACAAAACAAAGAAACAAUAACAAACAGACAAAAAACACCCUGCAGCUAGUAACUGUAAUUUGGAAACACUGAGCCAUAUUUUUCAACUUGCAUCUUUGCUACCACAGAGACUAUAUUACACGUAGAUCCUGUGGGUAGCCAAAAACUGCUGUCUUGUGACUCCAAGCUUUUAAUAAUCUGCUACUUUAAAUAUCUCCCUAUAUGCCAGUUUAGCUAGGACAGCAUGGAUUUCAUUUUCCUGUGCAACAAAAUGAUGAUAAUGUGUACCACCAAAUCAAAUGCUGACCACCAAAUCAUUCUAUAACUAGUGCUCCUUCUAGUCUACUUGUCCCCUGUUGUGCUAAAGUGAUGCUAGCACAGCCCCAGCUGGUAAAUCAGAUGUGAAAUACUGGCUGUGGAAGAACUCGGGCUGCUGACGGGAUACAAACAGGCUGGCAGACAUAAUGACUGGGAUUUCAAAACUGCGACGAAAGCACGUACACGAAAGGUUCUGGUGGAAAAAAGAAUCUACAAAACUGAAACACCACUGUCUGUCCAAUUCUAUGUCCACGCCAAGAUCAAGCACAUUAUAGCCAUAUUUCUAGCAUCAAAAAUCCAAAGUGAGGCAAUGAAGAAAAGUGUACUUCCAGCAAUUUAAUAUGUAUGUUUCUCUUUCAAAGAGUAAAUAAAUAUAUGCUAGUAAUAUUUUGAAGUGAAGAACCAAUAGCUCAACAUUAAGAGCUCAAACAGGGAAAUGUCACCCAAAUUAACAAUUUAUGAUAGUAAUUUACAUUAGCUCAGAUCAUUGCAUUGGUCUUAAGUGAAGGCAGACUAUCCAAUGUAACAAGACUUGGGUUUACAGUUUCAAUAAAAGGUGAGAAGGGAAUGUUCUUUUCAUAAAACUUAUGUAUAGUGUACCUAGAAUGGUAGUUUUAAUACUCAUCCUCACGUUUAGUUGUAGUUAAUGCACUUGAGUAUUUUUGUUAGUAUUAUUCUGCUUUGUUUUGUUUAACUAUAGAGAGCACUGAGAGUAAGUGUCAUUGUGUAAUAUUUAUAAAUAUGCUGUGUUAUCUAUUUUAUUGCUAGUUAUACCAGGUCCUUUACUAAACCUUUUUUUAUUUUUAUUUUAUUUUUUAUUUUUUUUUAAAGAGGAUUAAAAGACCUUAGUAUUUAAAUAUUUUCCUGGAAGAAUAAUCUGGAAAAAUAAUAUCCUGUACUGAGACAAAAGUCUAAGACUGCAAUUACCCUGCAGUUACAGAAGUGAUACUCUGAAAAGCAGGAAAGCUUAAAUUCACUGUAAGCUAGUUAGUGGACAUACAAUAGCAAGUUAAGAAGAAGCUGAUUUAGCUUGCUAAAAGUUUGGUGUAAUAUGAAUUGCUUUAAUCUGUCUAUGAAAAAAUAAAAGCUGUAAAUUACGAGUGUUCUUGUCAGGAGAGGGGGAAGCUCUGGAACAAUUUUGCAAUUGGAGUUCAAGGCUAAAAAUAAGAUGCGUGGGAUCUGCUAAGAGAUGCCCUCUGUGAUAUUCAUUAACGUUGAAUUAACGAAGUUCUCUUCAGUUACCACACUGAUUGCCUUUGACAGUUCCCUGCAGUACAUUCCAAUGGACAGAAAAGCAAACCUUAUAAUGUUUCCCUGAAAAGAAGCACAAUACUGUGCUAAGUUCAAUCCCAUCAGAAGAAAAAUUGAAGUCAAAAUCUAUCUGCUGAAAAACUGAAGACAACGUUUUCUAAUCUAAAUGAUUAAAUCUGGACUGUCAGAUGUAAUUAGUAUUUGCAAUUUCUGUUAACUAGGGAAUAAAUCCUAGAAUAAUUUUGAACAGUAAUUCUGAUAAAGUAAAACCAUUUGUUGAUCGGUGAUUAACCAACACAUCUACAAAGAGUGAGGACUACUAGAAUUUUCUUUCUGUCCUCAGUGAUUAAACUCUUACUCAGUUUUAAUAUAGUACACUAUUAAAAAAAAAAAAAAAAAAAAGGAAAUCAAAGAAGAAAUUCAAGAUAGAGAUUUAUAACCCCCUGUACAUUAUCUGAUACCUUUCCUUACAAUUAUUUUUUAUCAUUAUGACUUGUCUUAUAUUUCUUGGUGUGUUCAGCAGAAUUUCAAGGUCACUCUUGAAUAUAUAUCACAUAGUGCUUAAUAGUGUGGAUGUUCAUGUCGAAGUGAACAGCAGCAAGCAGAAUGAUAAUAGUUACGGAGUCCCUUAGCUUAUAAUGUUCCUAGUGUGUGAUCAAGUCUGUUUUGUAUUUAUCCUGGAAGUAUUACAAGUAGAACUCAAACCAUAUGGACUAAGAUUAACAUUUUGACUUAAAUGGUAUUGAAUUAACCAUGCUGAUACAGGAAAUAGGUAUGGCCAUUCAGCCUAGUUGUUUCUUUGUGUAUUUUUUUGUGAAUUAGCUGCAGAAUUUUGUAAACAUCUUUGUAUAUUUUAAUAUAUACUGAGCAAAA
This is a messenger RNA of Cygnus atratus (black swan), 4975 nucleotides long. RefSeq names its product transmembrane protein 71 (gene TMEM71). The transcript is spliced from 12 exons. Bases 243 to 1127 code for a protein of 294 amino acids. Lineage: Eukaryota; Metazoa; Chordata; Aves; Anseriformes; Anatidae. The record is from RefSeq and is a predicted model, not a curated record.